Molecule: messenger RNA, 1116 nt
Organism: Frankliniella occidentalis (western flower thrips)
Lineage: Eukaryota; Metazoa; Arthropoda; Insecta; Thysanoptera; Thripidae
Product: uricase-like
Exons: 6
Coding region: 1-1077 (358 amino acids)
Biological process (GO): purine nucleobase catabolic process; urate catabolic process
Cellular component (GO): peroxisome
Molecular function (GO): urate oxidase activity
Source: RefSeq, a predicted model, not a curated record
AUGCUUCAGAUGUCGCCGACACGCGAUGAGAUCGGUGACUCCUGCGACUUGCAGCCGCCGUACUCCUCGGCCGUCGAGACGCCCUUCCUCCCGGACGACCUCAGGACGCCGGCGGGGUCGUCGGCGCCGUGCAAGGACAAGGACGCCAACGAGGCCUACGAGCUGGCCGAGUACGGCUACGGCAAGAACUACGUCAAGAUCCUGAAGGUGCGCCGCGACGGGCUGCGGCACAGCAUCCGCGAGUACGAGGUCAACACGCACCUGCAGCUCGACAGCCGCGAAGACUUCCUGCGGGGCGACAACAAGCACGUCAUCGCCACCGACUCGCAGAAGAACACGGUCUACGUGCUGGCCAAGAAGUUCGGGAUCCAGUCCCCCGAGGACUUCAGUCUGCUGCUGUGCGGCCACUUCCUGGACAUGUACCCUCAGGUCACCGAGGCCUCCGUCCACAUCAAGAAGUACCCCUGGACCAGGAUGCUGAGCGGGGGCCAGGAACACAACCACGCCUUCAUUCUGAGCCCCGUGGCGUAUCGGUCGUGCACCGUGAGCCAGCGUAGAAACGAGGCACCGCGCAUCCGCGGCGAGCUCCACGGCCUCCGCGUGCUCAAGACGACGCAGUCCUCCUUCCGCGACUUCGUCCAGGACGAGUACCGCACGCUGCCGGACGCCAACGACCGCAUCUUCAGCACGAUGGUGACCGCCUCCUGGCUGUACAACACGGGCAGCGCGGACUUCGACAGAGUCUGGCAUACAGUGAAGGAGUGCAUCCUUUACACGUUCGCCGGCGAGCCAAAGGAGGGCAGAUUAUCCCCGUCAGUGCAGAACACGCUGUACCUGGCCGCCAAGAUGAGCCUCGACCGGGUGGACGAGAUCGAGCGCAUGGAGGUGCAGAUGCCCAACAUACACUACAACUCGCUGGACCUGUCCAAGUUCCAGUCCACCAUCACGGGCGGCUUCGAGCACUACGAGGUGUACCAGCCGACGGACAAGCCGGCCGGCAUCAUCCACGCGCAGCUGGAGCGCAGCAACAAAGAGAUGGCCUCCCGGCCCAGGCAGGUGUUCUGCAAUAAGUUAUGAGUGGCACUUUAGCUACUCAGACAUGAAAAAUUCUAUCGA